Molecule: messenger RNA, 4136 nt
Organism: Oncorhynchus gorbuscha (pink salmon)
Lineage: Eukaryota; Metazoa; Chordata; Actinopteri; Salmoniformes; Salmonidae
Product: serine/threonine-protein kinase Sgk3-like
Exons: 17
Coding region: 377-2050 (557 amino acids)
Biological process (GO): protein phosphorylation
Molecular function (GO): protein serine/threonine kinase activity; phosphatidylinositol binding; ATP binding
Source: RefSeq, a predicted model, not a curated record
UAAAUGUUUUCAUCCUCUUGGAGUGUGGUCCCGUGACUAAUUUCAUUUGAAUUUGAGCACAAACCUCUAGAUGUUUCCUGUUUCGAGCUACCCCUCCACUGAAGCUCGGAGUGGAUGGUAGAAAGUACACGCUUUACCGUUGAGUACGUUUCCCAUAGUUGAGUCAAACUCACCGGAUUUUGUCCUCGUUUUUUACCGACACAUUAAUUUGCCUUCAGCGCGACACGUCAUUGGAGUUAGUUGGAGCAGUGAACCAGGAUGGGGAUGGUCCAGUCGUCAAUGUGAGCUCUGUCCAGGACCGGACGCUGUGUAGGAGUGCUGAGGGGCUUGACCUGUUGACCCUUAAACCUCUGAACUCUGACCGCUCCAGCUCAGGAUGGAGGAACAGUCCAGCUACCCCAACGUCAGCAUUCCCUGCUACCCCAACGUCAGCAUUCCCUGCUACCCCAACGUCAGCAUUCCCUGCUACCCCAACGUCAGCAUUCCCUGCUACCCCAACGUCAGCAUUCCCUGCUACCCCAACGUCAGCAUUCCCUGCUACCCCAACGUCAGCAUUCCCUGCUACCCCAACGUCAGCAUUCCCUGCUACCCCAACGUCAGCAUUCCCUGCUACCCCAACGUCAGCAUUCCCUGCUACAAUGAGCAGAGGGACAAGAAGAAGCGCUACACUGUUUACAAAGUGAUGGUCAAUGUAGGAAGACAUGAGUGGUUUGUCUUCAGGCGAUACGCAGAGUUUGACAAGCUCUACAACACAUUGAGGAAACAGUUUCCAUCUUUGAACUUGAAAAUCCCACCCAAGAGAAUAUUUGGGGACAACUUUGACCCAGAGUUUAUCAAGCAAAGAAGAACAGGUUUACAUGAGUUCAUUCAAAGACUGGUCUCACAUCCUCAGCUCAGAAACCAGCCUGAUGUCAGAGCAUUCCUGCAGAUGGACAAAUCUCAAAACUUCUCAGACCCAUCAGAAGAUGAAGAUGACAAGAACGGCUCUACCUCCAGAAAUAUUAACCUGGGACCGUCUGGAAAUCCACAUGCAAAGCCCACAGACUUUGACUUUCUUAAAGUCAUUGGAAAGGGGAGCUUUGGAAAGGUUCUCCUUGCUAAACGGAAACUGGACGGAAAGUAUUACGCAAUCAAGGUCCUGCAGAAAAGGGUCAUCCUCAACAGGAGAGAGCAAAAACACAUCAUGGCGGAGCGCAAUGUGCUACUGAAGAACAUGAAACACCCUUUCCUGGUUGGCUUGCAUUAUUCCUUCCAGACCACUGACCAGUUGUACUUCGUCUUGGAUUUUGUCAACGGGGGAGAACUCUUCUUCCAUCUUCAAAAAGAACAGACCUUUCCGGAACCCAGAGCCAAGUUCUACAUCGCAGAAAUCGCAAGCGCACUGGGCUAUCUGCAUUCUCUUAAUAUAGUUUACAGGGAUUUGAAGCCAGAAAAUAUCCUUCUCGACUCUGAAGGACAUAUAGUUUUGACUGACUUCGGGUUGUGCAAGGAAGGCAUUUCCCAAGCCGAGACGACAAGCACAUUUUGUGGGACACCAGAGUACCUAGCUCCAGAGGUCCUGAGGAAACAACCAUAUGACAACACAGUGGACUGGUGGUGUCUGGGAUCAGUGCUCUAUGAAAUGCUCUUUGGCCUGCCUCCGUUCUACAGCAGAGACACCCAUGAGAUGUAUGACAACAUCCUUCACAAGCCCCUGAUGAUGCGUCCCGGAGCGUCCAACACGGCCUGGUCCCUCCUGCAGGCUCUACUGGAGAAGGACGGCACACACAGACUGGGCUCCAGAGAUGAUUUUAAUGAGAUCAAAGAGCACUACUUCUUCUCAGAGAUCAACUGGGAUGACCUGGAACAGAGGAAGGUUCCACCUCCAUUCACUCCCAAUGUGAAUUCUCCUCAUGACAUCACAAACUUUGAUCCAGAAUUCACAGGCGAGACUGUUACGAACUCUGUGUGCUAUACUGAAGAUUCCAUAGUCAACACCAUUGUGAUGGAGGCUGACGAUGCCUUCCUAGGUUUCUCCUAUGCACCACCCUCAGAUGACUCCUUUCUAUGAAAGACUCGCUGUGAGUCCCUGCCCCAGAGUUCUGUGAAAUUGCCUUAACUCCGUGUUCUUCCAUCAUGGUCCUGUUGAUCCACAGGGUAUGCAGGCUUUUGUUCCAACCCAGUAGAGCUUGUUGAAUCAUGUGUGUUAGUGCUGGGCUGGAAGGAAGGCCUGCCCACCCUGCUGGUCUCCAGGAUCAGGACUGAAGAACAGUGCCUUAACCUGUCCAGAUUCUUUUGAAUAAAAGGGAACUCAUACUGGAUGAACCUGUAAAGUGAGCAGAAGUUGUGAUCAGACAGCACUUAUGAAUAUGGUUUGGGCUGCAGUGUGUCAAGAAAUCUUUAUUUUUACCUAAUUAUAUUUAUAUAACAAUAUAUUUUUAAGAAAUGUAGGCCAUCUUUCUUGACACGUAUUGUUUGUUGGCUUAUGUUGAUCCACAAAAAAGUGGUGUCAAUGUUGGUCCUUUUGGUUUGAAGAAAAGAUAAACAUUCAGUGUCUUUUCAGGAUGGGAUGGGUAACACUAAUCCCCAAAAUAAAAUCCAAGUUUAGAACUAGAAUCUUUCAUUAAAACAAUACCAAGGCAUUGUGCUCUCCACUUCUCUCUACAAAGCUACGGGAUGGUGCUGGAGAAAUGUAACCGCUUUCAAAUUCAUAGACCGCUAUGGAUACAAGGACUGACCAUCCAUGAUAUCAAAUGUAUAGUUUUGAGGCUAUACAUUGUUUACAAACUUAUUUUGGAUUCUAAUGGGUACAACAGGUGAACUAAGCUCAUGAGGCAUUCGUGAGUUGUAAUUCUUCAAUAAUCAAUGGGUAUAUACAUUGAGUGGACAAAGCAUUAGGAACAUCUGCUCUUUUCAUUACAAAUUGACCAGGUGAAUCCAGUUGAAAGCUAUGAUCUCUUAUUGAGGUCACUUGUUAAAAUCCACUUCAAUCAGUGUAGAGGAAGGGGAGGCGACGGGUUAAAUGAUUUUUGGGCCUCGAGACAAUUGAGACAUGGAUUGUGUGCCAGUCAGAGGGUGAAUUGGCAAGACAAAAUAUUUAAGUGCCUUUGAACGGAGUAUGGUAGUAGGUGCCAGGCGGACCGGUUUGAGUGUGUCAACUACAACGCUACUGGGUUUUUCACGCUCAACUGUUUUCCGUGUGUAUCAAGAAUGGUCCACCACCCAAAGGACAUCCAGACAACUUUACACGACUGUGGGAAGUAUUUGAGUCAACCUGGGCCAGCAUCCCUGUGGAACACUAUUGACACCUUGAUGAAUUGAAGCUGUUCUGAGGGGAAAAGGUGGUGCAAAUCAGUAUUAGGAAGGUGUUCUUAAUGUUUUGUACACAGUGUAUAUACCCAUUGAUUAUUGAAGAAUAUAACUCACAAAUGCCUCAUGAGCUUAGUUCACCUGUUGUACCCGUUAGAACCCAAAAUAAGUAUGGAGCAACUAAGGAUUCUAGCUUUAAGAGUGGAAGUGAGGAAAGAAACCACUUCCUCAAUCAUUUCUGUUCCACUUUAAAAACAGACUGUGGCCUUUAAUGAAAUGACAGUGAACAUGUUAUAUUCUCUCAGAAGAACAGCUGAAAGGAAUUGUGUUUUGUCUCUUCUCUCUUUAAAAGAUGGCUUAUGGUUCAUUUUUUUUCUCAAUGGGGGAAUACUUGAGAGGUCACUGAAUAGAGUCUUGUGUUGACAAAGGUAAUUUCAGUUCAUAUUUUGAUGAAGUUCAUAGACUUUUUCUGUGAUGGCUCCAUCCAUGACUUUACUUUGCAAACAGAUGCUGAGCCAUCUGAUAGCUAGAAAGCAAUGUUGCUUGCUUGCCUGUCUGUAUUAUAGCUUACAUCUCUUAAACUUGCUUUAAUAUUACUCAAAUCCUCAACCACCAUCAUUUUGGGUUUUCACACAAUUUCUAGGUAGUGAGUGUGGUCAAGUCCUCAUUGUUCAAUAUAAUGCUUUAGAUGAGAAGUCCUGUACACAAAAUAAGAAUGAAACAACUAUGUAGUGUGUUUUAGGAUGUACAGUGUAUUCAGAAAGUAUUCAGACGCCUUGACUUUUUCCACAUUUUGUUACGUUACAGCCUUAUUCUAAAAUGGAUUAAAUAAAAAAUACCCCAUAAUA